CACGUGUCUUUGGGAACAAUUACCCCUGAAAUCGCCCGAAGUAUUGCAUCGAGUCCAGUCGGAGCUGUUUUAACUAACUGAGGGCUGUGCUUCAGGAUAACGGCAGAGGAAACUUCACUCUGUGUCUGGACCUGCAGCAGUGAAACAUGGAGCCACCAGCGGGGCCCUCACUGGGGCCUUAUGACUACGACCUGCUGGUCAUUGGCGGCGGGUCAGGAGGCCUGGCUGUGGCGAAGGAAGCUGCAGGCUUGAGGAGGAAGGUGCUGAUCCUUGACCUCGGCGCUCCCUCUCUGAGAGGCGCCAAGAGAGUCCUCGGAGGUUCCACUCUCAAUGUCGACAGCGUCAGGAAGUUUCUACAACAUUCGUCUCUCCUGGGAAAAGCCCUUCAAGACUCUGAGAAUUAUGGCUGGAAGUUGAAAGACCACGUGUCUCACAGCUGGACGCAGCUGGUGGAGGCGGUGGAGGAGCAGAGGAGGAGGAGCAGUGAGGAGCUGAGGAGGGAGCUGAAGAGAUGUGGAGUCUUUUACCUGAAUGCUCGUGGAGAGAUCGUAGCUCCUCACACAGUGGAGGUAAAAAAAAUAAUUAAAAAAAACCUACAGGGCUCUAUUUUCCACUCAGCACGACUAACAGACUCAUUUAUCAUUAGCCUAAAACAUGACCACCUGUGA
Molecule: messenger RNA, 668 nt
Organism: Labrus bergylta (ballan wrasse)
Lineage: Eukaryota; Metazoa; Chordata; Actinopteri; Labriformes; Labridae
Source: RefSeq, a predicted model, not a curated record